AAAGAACUAACUCAAGCAAUGGAAGAAUCACGUCUCCAAGUAUCUCACACCCUCCAAUCUUGCUUACAAUCUGAUGGUAGAAGAAGAUAUGCCACUCCUCCACAACAAAUAGCUGCGUUUAAUAGACGAUCAAACCCAGAAAUUCUAUCGUCGUGCAAUGAGAAAUGGUUGGAAACGGACGCAGAAGUCAUCGUUGGUGAUGAUGUAAUGCUAAUAAAUCCUGCAGAUGAGUUCAAUAUACAUUUUCCUUACCGCCGUGGGGAGCUCAAUAUACAUUCUGGGCCAGGUGGAAGCUUAACGGGUGUUUUAUCUGAUUUGAAAACCAUUUGGGAGUAUGUUUUGGUGAAAAAACUGAAUAUUCCGUUGAAAGAUUUAAAACACUAUCGAGCUGUGCUCGUUAUUCCAGAUAUUUAUAAUAGGCAUUAUUUGAAGGAGUUGACGACACUAAUGUUGUGUGAUAUUGGAUUCGGUGGAUGCUUUCUCCUUCAGGAUCAUGUUGCAGCUACAUUCGGAGCAGGUCUUGGUUAUGCUUGUGUUGUGGAUGUAGGCGAUCAAAAGACAUCGGUAUCCUGCGUAGAAGACGGAAUCUCCCACCGAAAUACUCGUGUCCGUAUGGAUUAUGGAGGAAGUGACAUUACUCAAACCUUUUUUUGGUUGCUGCAAAAAUGUGCAUUUCCCUAUAAAACCUGCGAUCCAUUAAAUAGAAUGGAUGCAUUAUUAUUAAAUCAACUGAAAGAGGACUUUUGCCAUGUGGACUUGAACAUUUGUGGAUCACAAGAAAAGAUAUUCACUGUUAAAAAGCCGAAAAUAUCCACGGAAAAAUAUAUCAUGCAGGUAGGCGAUGAAUGUCUCGUAGCACCGCUAAGCCUUUUCCAACCAGAACUGUUCAAAGUCACGGGAAUACACAAUGUUCACAUACAAAAGCGUUAUUUGGGUGAUCCAGAAGAUCCUCAUGAUGAGAAUUAUCUUCGUGAAACAAGUAGGAGAGGAGUGAAAGAAAGUCUUGAACAGACCUUGGAGUUGCAAGAAGAGACGGCGGUUGUGGCUACACCAAUCGACGAAGAAGUGGUUGUAGAUGCAGUUGAUGCUGUACCGAAUUCCCUUGCUAAUCGAGAUUUAGAGGCGCCUCGUGAUUUUAUUGUUGGGCCGCAACAACUUUUAGGUCUUGAUCAUGCAGUUUUGCAGAGUAUCGACCGAUGUCUAACUGAAGAUUUGAAACGAAAAAUGUAUAGUUGUAUCCUUAUCAUCGGGUCUGGAAUGAAGUUCAAAGGAAUUGGAAUGUGGCUUCAUAAUAGGAUUUCCCUUCAAAUCCCUUAUAUGUUCAGAGCAGAACAAUUAGAUAUAAUAACAUACCCUAAAGAAAUGGAUCCUGGAAUCACAACGUGGAAAGGUGCCGCCAUAUUCAGUUGCCUUGAAUCUGCCCAAGAGCUCUGGAUUGGACAGCAAGAGUGGCAACGCCAUGGCGUACGAGUACUUAGAGAGAGAGCACCAUUCAUGUGGUAAAAUUAUUGAUAGUCUAAUGAU
Molecule: messenger RNA, 1524 nt
Organism: Fopius arisanus
Lineage: Eukaryota; Metazoa; Arthropoda; Insecta; Hymenoptera; Braconidae
Gene: Arp8
Product: Actin-related protein 8
Exons: 1
Biological process (GO): double-strand break repair; regulation of DNA-templated transcription
Cellular component (GO): Ino80 complex
Source: RefSeq, a predicted model, not a curated record